This is a messenger RNA of Arachis duranensis, 1086 nucleotides long. RefSeq lists its product as uncharacterized. NCBI's taxonomy places the organism in Eukaryota, Viridiplantae, Streptophyta, Magnoliopsida, Fabales, Fabaceae. The record is from RefSeq and is a predicted model, not a curated record. The transcript has a single exon. The coding region runs from base 1 to 1086 and encodes 361 amino acids.
AUGGGGCAAAUCGAAAUAGAGGAACUCCGUGAAACUCGAAGGAGCGAAAGGCCCACGUCCAGAAAGGAAGAAGAGAGACCAUACAGGUCCCAAAAUAGAGAUUCUAAAAAGCCUUUUAGGCUAACCCCGAAGUUCGAUUCGUAUACCAAGUUUAAUACCAAAAGAGAGGACAUAAUCAAAGAGAUCCUCCACAGCAAACUCAUCAAACCACCAAGCCGAGCUGGCACAUACCAAGGCCUGAGGUAUGUUGACAAAAUGAAACAUUGCGCCUUCCACCAAAAAUUUGGACACACCACGGACGAGUGUGUCAUAGCUAAAGACACGUUGGAAAGGCUAGCGAGACAAGAGUUACUGGACAAAUACAUCAGCAGACAACUCCGGAAGGAACAACCAGCAUCACACGAAGCAGAACAUCUGAAAGCAAAUGGUGAAAAAACUCAGUGGCAGAAUAAUCAACCUCCCAAAAAAGUUAUCAACUACAUUUCAGGAGGUUUCGCGUGUGGUGGGGACACAAGCUCGGCCAAGAAAAGAAGCUACAGGACCAUGUUGGCGGUCCAGAGUGAAACACCACCUGACGCACUUACUCCAGAAGUCCCCGACAUCACGUUCACAAGCAAGGACCUACACAAUAAGACUCCCAACCUUGACGACCUCGUAGUCAUCUCGGUGACAACAGCAGACCUCCUAGUUUGGAAGGUCUUGUUAGACCAAGGCAGCAGUGCCGAUGUCAUGUUUCUAUCGACCUUCAAGAAAAUGCAACUCAAAGAGAAGAUCCUACAGCCGUCCUCCAAGGAGCUUGUCGGAUUCUCAGGGGAAAAAAUCCCCGUGACAGGUUACGUAUGGGUGAGGACAACCCUAGGGGAACCCCCUCACUCGAAAACUUUAGACAUUCAAUAUCUAAUUGUCGACUGUAUCAGCCCAUAUAAUAUUAUCUUGGGAAGACAUUCUUUAAAUUCUUUCGGAGCCAUAGUCUCCACAAUUCACUUGUGUGUUAAGUUUUGUUCAGAAAAAAGAACCAUAGCAACAGUUCACUCGGACAGGAAAGAAGCAAGACAGUGCUACAACGCAGGGCUAAAAAUACAAUAA